GUAGACGCACGCGCGUGUCUCGGGCGCUGGAACGGAGCCACCCGGAGCGCGUCUUCAGCUGGAUGACACAGGCGGCCUUGAGGAGAGCGGAAGGCAGCCCCUUGACGCCACUCUGAGAGGAGCCCUGGCGAUAAGGCCGCGCCCUCGCUCUACUCGACGGCGCUCCGCUCGGGCACCUUCGGCGCGGAGUUGUGAUCCGCCACGGUUGCUGGCGGCGUGCACAGUGAGUGUCCGCGCGCGCGAUGCCAAAGUCAGUGCCAGCCCUCGCUCUGGCCGCGAUGUUGGCCGUGGGCCACUGCUGGACAGUGGGGACCGGCUAUCGCGCCGAUAUGGGGAUGCAGCUUGUCAACGGUUCGUGCCUUUUCGAGAACAUCACCAUUCCAGCCGGCGAGAGCCUACGCCAGGAAUCUCCCUGCCGGAGGGUCACCUGUAUCGAGCACCACAAAGCGGUCUUCAUUCAAGAGUGCACGACAUAUUACUGCCCGUCAGCCAACUGCCGCAUGGAGUCCCAGGAAGGCCUCUACCCGACCUGCUGCCCGAGGCCUGUUUAUGUCGAGAACUGAGCGCCUACUAAGCGAAAAUCAUCGACAUUGGCAUCACUGCAGUGCAGCUACAGGGCCAGCACGUUAUUCAUGUCUAGUGACGGUCAUUGCAAACGCCUGUUGUCAUUGCUAUUCCUGAUGUCGUUAGCAUCAUUCUUCUUCUCAGAUAAUUCAUACCAUGUAGUAUAUUCUAGUGCCUACGGCAACUAUUCUCACAUUAAACGGGUUAAGAAUAUAGCUAGAUGUCUCAUAUCCCAUAUCACUCUCCUUUCUCUCUCUGCCUUCCCUCUCUCUCUCUCUCUUUCGGAUUUCAAUAUCGCUUGAAAACCUAUCUGAAGUCAAACGAUGACGGAAGCUCGCCCCAAAUUAUCCUUUUGUCCCCAUUAAAAACGUCCUCCUUUAUUUACUCAAGUCUCUAUUCACUGUUGGUAGAAAAUAAAUGAAAACUAUCAAAUAAAGACAAUUGUUUUUUUUC
Molecule: messenger RNA, 1017 nt
Organism: Rhipicephalus sanguineus (brown dog tick)
Lineage: Eukaryota; Metazoa; Arthropoda; Arachnida; Ixodida; Ixodidae
Exons: 3
Coding region: 243-563 (106 amino acids)
Source: RefSeq, a predicted model, not a curated record